This is a messenger RNA of Elephantulus edwardii (Cape elephant shrew), 1770 nucleotides long. RefSeq names its product lysyl oxidase-like 1 (gene LOXL1). The transcript has 6 exons. The record is from RefSeq and is a predicted model, not a curated record. Gene Ontology annotation, molecular function: protein-lysine 6-oxidase activity; copper ion binding. The coding region runs from base 1 to 1770 and encodes 589 amino acids. Lineage: Eukaryota; Metazoa; Chordata; Mammalia; Macroscelidea; Macroscelididae. Gene Ontology annotation, biological process: peptidyl-lysine oxidation.
AUGGCUCUGACCCGGGCUGGCUGGCAGCUGGGGGCUUUGGUGUGGGGCGCCUGCUUCUGCGUCCUGGUGCACGGGCAGCAGGCACAGCCAGGGCAGGGUUCGGACCCGGGGCGCUGGCGGCAGCUGAUCCAGUGGGAGAACAACGGGCAGGUGUACAGCCUGCUCAACUCGGGCUCAGAGUACGUGCCAGCUGGGCCUCAGGGAACAGGGAGUAGCUCCCGGGUGCUGCUGGCGGGCGCCCCCCAGACCUCGCAGCGGCGCAGCCAGGGCGGCCCCCGGCGGCGGCAGGCCCCUACCCUGCCGGGCCGCGUGGGCUCGGACACCGUGCGCGGCCAAGCCCGGCAUCCCUUCGGCUUCGGCCAGGUGCCAGACAACUGGCGCGAGGUGGCCGUCGGGGACAGCACGGGCAUGGCCCGGGCCCGCACCUCUGUCUCCCAGCAACGGCAUGGGGGCUCCACCUCCUCCUCGGUCUCGGCCUCGGCCUUCGCCACUACAUACCGCCAGCAGCCCUCCUACCCGCAGCAGUUCCCUUACCCGCAGGCGCCCUUCGUCAGCCAGUACGAGAACUACGACCCCGCGACAAGGACCUACGACCAGGGCUACGUGUACUACCGCGGCGCGGGCGGCGGCAUGGGCGCAGGGGCGGCCGCCAUGGCCUCGGCGGGGGUCAUCUACCCCUUCCAGCCCCGCGUGCGCUACGAGGAGUAUGGCGGUGGCGGCGAGGAGCAGCCCGAGUACCCGGCCCAGGGCUUCUACCCAGUCCCGGAGAGGCCCUAUGUGCCGCAGCCGCAGUCCCCCGACGGCCUGGACCGCCGCUACUCGCACAGCCUGUACCACGAGGGCACCACCGGCUUCGAGCAAUCCUAUCCAGAAACCAGCCCCGACGCGGUGGCGCAGACCAACAACGGUGGCAGCACCUAUGCCGGCGACCCCCGCCUCGGCUGGUACGCCCCUUACGCCAACGUGCCACCAGAGGCCUAUGUCCCGCCGCGGGCAGUGGAUCCCCCGCAGCCCCCAUUCCGCUCACAGGAGCCACCCUACCUGCCCGUGCGCAGCUCUGAUGCGCCCCCGCCCGGCGGGGAGCGGAACGGCGCGCAGCAGGGCCGCCUGAGUGUGGGCAGCGUGUACAGACCCAACCAGAAUGGCCGUGGUCUCCCCGACUUGAUCCCAGACCCCAACUAUGUGCAAGCGUCCACGUAUGUGCAGCGGGCCCACCUGUACUCCCUGCGCUGUGCAGCGGAGGAGAAGUGUCUGGCCAGCACAGCCUACGCCCCCGAGGCCACUGACUACGAUGUACGGGUGCUACUGCGCUUCCCCCAGCGCGUCAAGAACCAGGGCACAGCGGACUUCCUCCCUAACCGUCCCAGGCACACCUGGGAGUGGCACAGCUGCCACCAACACUACCACAGCAUGGACGAGUUCAGCCACUACGACCUACUGGAUGCAGCCACAGGCAAGAAGGUGGCUGAAGGUCACAAGGCCAGCUUCUGCCUGGAGGACAGUACCUGUGACUUUGGCAACCUCAAGCGAUAUGCAUGCACCUCUCAUACCCAGGGUCUAAGCCCAGGCUGCUAUGACACCUACAACGCAGACAUCGACUGCCAGUGGAUCGACAUCACUGAUGUGCAACCAGGGAACUACAUCCUCAAGGUACACGUGAACCCAAAGUACAUAGUUUUGGAGUCCGACUUCACCAAUAACGUGGUGAGAUGCAACAUCCAUUAUACAGGUCGCUAUGUUUCUACAACAAACUGUAAGAUUGUCCAGUAA